Plasmodium gonderi is the source of this 1032-nucleotide messenger RNA. RefSeq names its product UDP-galactose transporter. Gene Ontology annotation, molecular function: UDP-glucose transmembrane transporter activity; UDP-galactose transmembrane transporter activity. NCBI's taxonomy places the organism in Eukaryota, Apicomplexa, Aconoidasida, Haemosporida, Plasmodiidae. Gene Ontology annotation, biological process: UDP-galactose transmembrane transport. The record is from RefSeq and is a predicted model, not a curated record. The transcript has a single exon. Gene Ontology annotation, cellular component: Golgi membrane; endoplasmic reticulum membrane. Bases 1 to 1032 code for a protein of 343 amino acids.
AUGGCGAAACUGAAAAAAAAUGUAAUGUUUUGGAAGAGGGACCUUAACGAAGGAUCAUAUUUUUAUAAUUUAUUAAAUGGACUGAUAUGUGUUAGUGGGAUAUACUUUUUCUUUUUAAUUUUUGGGUAUUAUCAAGAAAAAAUGCCAAAUUUAGGUAAAGGCAAGGACAAAUUUUAUUACAAUAUAUUUUUAAUAUGUAUUUUAUGCCUUUCAAAUAGCAUAUGCAGUUUAACAGCAGUAUUUAUUAAGAGUAAAAUGAAUAAUGAAGGUUUUUUACAAGAUUUAAAAAAAAAUGUGGACAUGUAUUUCCUAAAGCAAAUAAUGUUAAUAUCUAUAACGUAUUCAAUUGCAAUGAUAGCAACAAAUUAUUCUUUAAGUCAUGUGAAUUUUCCAACGCAAGUACUUGUAAAGUCUGGUAAAAUGAUACCUAUAGUUGUUGGUGGUUAUUUUUUUUUUGGCAAAAAAUAUCCCUACUAUGAUUACAUUUCGGUAUUUUUAAUUACGUCUUCUUUAGUAAUAUUCAAUUUGUUAAGAACAAAAACAUCGAAAGAAGUUCAUCAAACAACUUUCGGACUUUUGCUCUUAUCUUUAUCAUUAAUAUGUGAUGGAUUGACAGGACCAAGACAAGACAAAUUAUUAAGUAAAUACAAUGUAAACUCAAUAAACUUAAUGUUUUACGUAAAUAUAUUUGCUUUUUUUUUUAAUUUUAUAGCAUCAUUAAUUAUUGAAGGUGCAAAGCCAUAUAAUUUCUUAGUAAAAUAUACAAAUUCGCAUUAUUAUAUUAUAGCCUUUUCAAUAAGCGGAACAUUGGGCCAGUUUUUUGUUUUCUAUUCGCUCAAAGUGUAUGGAAGUUUAUACACCAGCUUGUUUACAACUCUUAGAAAGGCUUUAAGUACUGUUGUUUCUGUUUAUUUAUUUGGCCACGUUCUGAAGCCUGUACAAUGGGGUUGUAUUGUCAUGAUAUUUUCAACGCUUAUCAUACAGAACUAUCUCAAGCAGCAAGCCAAGAAGGUUCACACUAAAACGAAGUGA